GUGAAGUUUUUGAACCCAGAACGGCUGAUUCGUCUCCGGUUCCGUCCGAGGACAUCAUGGUGACCCCGAGUCCGAAUCGGCCCCGAACCACCGAGGACCUUUUUGCCGCCAUACACAGGUCAAAGCGGAAGGUCCUGGGUCGCAGAGAGUCUGAAGAAGACAAGUCCCGGGCUGGGAGCCAAUCACAGUCCCCACCUUCCACCCCCACCAGCUCGUCUCCUGGGACGGGGUCCCCCCUGCCCCGACAGACCGGCUCCAUCCAGCGAAACCUCCGCAAGUCCUCCACCAGCAGCGACACCUUCAAGGCCYUGCUCCUGAGAAAGGGCAGCCGCUCCGAGACCAGCUUCAGGAUGUCCGCCGCCGAGAUGCUCCGCUCCACCGACCCCCGCUUCCAACGGACCCGCUCGGAGAGCGCGCUAGACCCCCCCGCCUCGCCCUCCAGCCCCUCCGCCUCCCCCGGCCGAGGCAGGAGGGCGACGGACGCGGAGUGGAACCGCUGCGACGCCUUCACGCCGUCCUCGCCGACGUCCUCGCCCUACUCGAGGUACGGACGCCCUCGCAUCCCGCCGUCCGCCGCCAGCAGCAAGUACAACACCCGGAGCCGGAUCCUCAGCAGCCCCAUGACGGUGAUCUGCGAGCGGGAGGGGGAGCUGGCCGAGAGCGAGUACGGCGACAUGGCGGAGAGUCCGUCCGGACCCGCGGUCCCGACCCUCCCGGCGCUCAAAGACUCCACCGGCACAUGAUGAGCUGAGGUCACGCAUGGCGUAAGCAGGCAGGGGGGCUGGAAUGAGCCAGCAGAGACGCCUUCUCGAGCCCCGCCCCUCUUCUCGACGCUGCUGCUGAAGGAGCGGCGUCGUGAUGCCCAGAGGUCGCCUCAGUAGACCGCAGAACAGCCUGAGGUGGAGAACUGGUUCUGCUCCUGUUAACUGAUCCUUUCUGUUCAAAGUCAGCUCUUUAGAGUCCCGUGUCUUUUGUUUGUUCUGCUUUUCACUGGAUUUUCCCUCCAGUUUCUUCCAAGGACUGAACUCAGAACACAAACUCAAAGUUCCAGGUGUUGGCCUCGAAAAGUGAUCGAAAGCAGCACGAGCGUCUCAGAAACCUGGAAAGUUCUGGAGGAUGUGGUACGACAGACAGAAAGCUCCUCGGUACGAACUUCAGCGGCAUUUCCAACGGCUUUCUGCUCGUUUUCACUUCUUUUUAGUCGUUUCGAUUUGACAGGAGGCUCAGUGCUGCCACCUAGUGACAGGAUCAGGGACGACUUUACAAAACUAAAGCAGCAAAAUUAUUGUAUGAAAAGAACGAUCAAAUCUGAAUUUUUCUUUUUUUUUUUUGUAGCUUUUGCACUGUGCAUAGAAAUGUUUGUUUUAAUGAGUUUUACGAGUUUGAACCUGUAAAUGUACAAAAGAAAGAAUCUUAUUUUAUUGUUCAGGUCUUUUAGUUUUCCUGUGGGUAACCAAAGAGUUUAAAGAAAAUAAACCGUUCUGACACCACGUGAUGCUUCACGUCUGCUGAGAGGAUCUGUUAGAACUUUAUGGUGCUUAAGUGAUUUCUGUAAUGGUUUUAUAACAUUUCUUUUCCUUUUCUAUAUAGAUCUGUUGUAAAUAGAGAAGUCUGAAGUGAUUUUACUUUUAGAAUUUGUACAUUUUUUAGAGCCUUGUUUGUUAAGGGUAGUGGUUUCCUUUUUUUAUAUAGAUUAUUUAUUUUCUCAUAGCAGGGCAUCAGUUUAGUGAAUCAGGAAGUUCAUGGAGGACACAGAACCAAAUGAGACGUGCAGAGAAUUAAAAAAAGCCACAUUUACCAUCAGAUUAUUUUUUUGCUUCAAAGAUGCAAUAAAGUCGAUAUUUACAGCUUCAUCUCCCUCUGGUGCUCACAGCUGAGUAAACGAGGGUCCUUUUAGGUUUAUAAACGGGGGCUGACAGGCGUGAGACAUAGCGGUCGUAACACCGGUUUAAUCGUUUGUGACCAAAAACUACAAGCCCCCCGGCUCCUGACUGGUUGUGAUUGAGCACCCGGCUCCGGUUUGGGAACAGAUUGAUGGACAGAUAAAGAAGAAGUGGGAGUGGAGGCGGGCUGCUGACGCUCUUCUGUAUGUCUAAUAAAAACAACAAAAAUCAGAGAUAUUUAAA
Austrofundulus limnaeus is the source of this 2126-nucleotide messenger RNA. RefSeq names its product NHS-like protein 1. The record is from RefSeq and is a predicted model, not a curated record. NCBI's taxonomy places the organism in Eukaryota, Metazoa, Chordata, Actinopteri, Cyprinodontiformes, Rivulidae. Gene Ontology annotation, biological process: cell differentiation.